AUGGUUACUGUUCACCGGUCGCACGUUGUAAUUCCCUUUGAAGACACACCAUCUUCGAUUUUAUCACUUUCCCACUGUGAUCAAAUCAAGCUCCCCACCCAUGGAUCUCAACUUUAUCUCUACGCCAACACAUGCAUCAACAAUUCUUCCUUCAAAAUCUUGAUGCACACUCUUUCAACCUCUCUUAGCAAAGUACUCACUCACUACUACCCCUUUGCGGGUAGAUUGAGAUGGAUCCAGGGUGGCCGCAUGCAACUCCUUUGCAACGCCAAAGGGGCACUUCUCGUGGAAGCCUCUUGUGAUCAUCAACUCAAGAUGGAGGAUUUGGGUGAUUUCGCUCCCAGCCAUGUUGUGGAACAACUUGUGCCAAAAAUUGACUAUGAUGUCCCAAUCGAAGAAAUACCCUUGUUGGCGGCGCAGCUAACAAGGUUCCCAUGUGGUUCCCUCAUACUGGGACUGGCCAUGUGUCGUGCUCUAGUUGAUGGGGCUUCUGUUUCUGGUUUCGUUAAAUCGUGGGCCAAACUCGCUAGAGGAGAGAGUUUAGAUUCUAGUUUGAUGCCAGUGCUUGAUCGAACUUUGUUAGAUUCGCGAAAACUGAAUAAACCACCGCGUUUCGAACACGUUGAGUUUUUCCCACCACCCCUUUGGACAGGUAAUUCGUUUCAACAUACCAACAUGAGACAACAACUUGUUACGGCAAUAUUGGAACUCACCAAAGGCCGAGUUGAGAAAUUGAAGAAGAAAGCUUGUGACUUUGGCGAACGUCGACCUUUUACUAGUUUUGAGGUCAUUAGUGGUCACUUGUGGAGGUGUGUUUGCAAGGUGCGUUAUGUGGGUAAUGGGGAUCAACCAACGAGGUUGACUACAUUGGUCAAUUGUAGAAACCGUUUAAGCCCAUCUCUUCCCAAGGCUUAUUUUGGGAAUGCAACAUUUCCAACUGUGACACCAACUUGUUCAUUUGAUGACAUCAUGCACAAGCCUCUGAGUUAUGCUGUUGGUAAACUAAGGGAAGCAAUUGAGAGAAUGAAUGAUGAAUAUGUAAGGUCUGCUCUUGACUAUAUAGCAAAUUUGAAGGACAUGCAUUUGUUAAGGAACACAUUUUACAACUCUUCAGGAAAAGGAAAAUUUAAUGGAGACCCGAAUCUGUAUGUGGUGGGUUGGACCAAUUUUUCAUACUAUGAUACGGAUUUUGGGUGGGGGAAACCUUUGUGUACGCUUCCAGGGAACGUAAAUUCUGAUGGUAAGGCUUUCCUUAUGGACAAUGCUAGGGGUGAUGGCUUCAUUGUAGCCAUUUGUUUGCAAGCAUCCCAUAUUGAUGCUCUGAAGAAGUUGUUUUACGAGGAUAUAGACAAGCCUAGUGCCAAAUUGUGAUCCCAAGCAUCCCUGGAUUUGCUAUAUGUUCUUAGUUUCAACUGAAAUUGAUUCUGUGAUUUAGUUGAUGAUGUUCUUGAGCAGUAUUUAGUAUCACACACAUGAAGGUGAGUUGU
Messenger RNA from Abrus precatorius (Indian licorice), 1487 nucleotides. Its product is annotated as spermidine hydroxycinnamoyl transferase-like. The record is from RefSeq and is a predicted model, not a curated record. Bases 1 to 1371 code for a protein of 456 amino acids. NCBI's taxonomy places the organism in Eukaryota, Viridiplantae, Streptophyta, Magnoliopsida, Fabales, Fabaceae. The transcript has a single exon. Gene Ontology annotation, molecular function: acyltransferase activity, transferring groups other than amino-acyl groups.